Molecule: messenger RNA, 1839 nt
Organism: Stylophora pistillata
Lineage: Eukaryota; Metazoa; Cnidaria; Anthozoa; Scleractinia; Pocilloporidae
Source: RefSeq, a predicted model, not a curated record
GAACACUUUUAUUUGAAGAAUGUUUAACUCUUAAACGUCGAUAAACGCUAUCAAUGUGCUCUGUACACACACUUUGAGAAUGACAUAUUCCUCCAAACGGUAUCGUCUCAAACGUUCUUGGCAUUCUAAUCGUCGUUGUUUUCGGUGGGGAAAUGUUUUGAAUCGAAUGGCCGAUGGUGCUUUCGCCACAGCCUAGUAAAAACUGAAGUUGCCGCGGGGGAUCGAAGAAAUAGAAACGGCGAACACGCAUUUCUUUGUCAACGGCACCUGGCCUUCAUUGGCCUCGCGACGUCAACACACUCGACGCUUCUCGCGGGAAAAAGGCUCUUGUUCCCGCCAUCAAACAGUUGAGCAAGACUUCUUAUCAAGAAAGAAAUGCUGAAAUUUUUGGCUCUCAAACUCAAGAACCAAUCCAUCAAUGAAGUCAAGCCUUAUGAGCCACAAUUAUUUUUACAAGAUGAGUCCGACUUAGAGGGAAGUACAGACGAGGACGACGAAUUAAAAGAGAUAAACGGAGCGCUGGUCGACAAACCUUUGAAUAACAACAAUGUGCAAGAUGAACCGCUCAAGAUCAAAGCGUCGGCUUUCGCAGGACCUGAAGGGGAAGCAGCGAAGGAAAAUAUAUUUACAGAGAGAGACACAAAGGGAGACAGCAGAGGUGGUUUUUUACCGAUAGAUAUUCCUCUAAGGGAAAGUAGUGCACCGGAAAAGCGAAAGUGGUCUCAAGUAAAUGCUCACAAGCUAUUACAACAGUUUGCCUCUGGAAACGAUAGUUCAUCGAGCGAUGACGAAAUUAAAGAACUGUGCGGUAAAAGUAGUGGACCACUUGUUCUCAGUUCAAGUCCACCUGGCAAAGUGACUGUUCUGUCGAAACAUUCUGCAUUUUCGACACGAGUGCGGCCCACUAUAUUGACAAGUGAGGGACACUCAAGGAAAAAACACCGUCUUGUUUUUGCCGAAGACGGGGGAUAUACAUCAAGACCGUCAUUAAACUUCGAGAAAAUGCAACAGAAAUCCGUCUUUAUUAAGAAGCAUACCCAUGGGGUUUCAAGACCCAGACCAGUUAGAGUAAGGAGUGUUUCAAGUGCAAGACAUAGUCGCAUCUAUGAUCCAGCUGUACUGUCCUUCAAGCCUAUACAGAUGAACCCAUCAUUCAGUCUUGCACCUGUGGAAGAACCUGGCUGUGCCUAUUAAAAUGCCUCAGCUGACUUCUUAGUGAGGUUUUGUAGUGAAGUACUACAUGAUUAACCCAGUUGUGGAUGCAUGUACAGUUGUUGUGUUUUUUGUGGAGCUCUUCACCAUUACCAAAAGAUGUUGGUGCAACCAGAGAGUCUUGUGUGCCUCAUUGCCUCUCCUUUGUUAACUACUGGUUACUAGUGUUUUUCUACAAGUUGGGGACCCAGAGGAUAACAAAAUUAUUUUAUCAGAUUGUUGAUAAUGGAAUUUUUUGCAUCAUCAUAAAGACAAAAAGAAAAGAUUGAAUGCCCAUUUAUUCUGGGUUUAUUACUAAACAUCACUCCAUUAUUUGGAGAAGUUAGAUAAUCAGAUUUAAAAGACAUGUAUAAAUUCAGGUGUUCACUCAGUAGUGGUCAUGUAACAAUCGCUAAACUCUGUCUAGGCCAUUAUCAAAAACCAAAAGGGGAAUGAACAGAAUUUCUAAAAUUGAACAUCAUUACUGUUACAGUCCUGUAAAUUUUGUUUGGCUUGAAAUUUACCCUUUCCUGUGUCAAUCUGCUCGAUUUUCUUACAUUGAAAUAAGUGGACACAGGGCUCGACACUGAUGAUAGCCAACUAGCCACAAACUAGUAGAAAUUUAGUUUUGGCUAGGGGUUUUUGAUU